AAACGCAUGCAAAAGAAUACUAUAUAUAUAGAUAGCAGCAAGCCAAAUAUGACUUACAGCUCUCUCUUUCUUUCUUUCAUAUAUGUAAAGUAAUUUCCGGCAAAAUUUCUCACCAUCAAAACCAUGUUGAGAGCAUUCAGCACAAGGAGAAGCCGUCGCGGCGGCUACGAAAGGUUAGUCGCUGACGAGUCUGCCAUUGCUGCUUCCGAUGAGCUGGGAACCUUGAAGAGGUCUAAAACCUUGCCUGCAUCUCCAGCACUUCGCUCCUCGACAGCCAAAUUUUCAUCAGAAUCUGGCUUUCCAAAUGAUUCUCAAUCUCAUCAGCAUCCAGUGAAGUCAUCAGCAAGAAAUAAGGCUAACAAGAGUCAUCCACUCCUUAGUCUGUUUGAUGCUCGCCGGAAGAGGAAAACUACGGCUAAGCCGGAAUUUACAAGGUAUUUAGAAUAUCUUAGGGAGGGAGGCGUCUGGGAUGUCAAUUCAAAUAUGCCUGUCAUUUAUUACAAAUGACAGCUCUCUCUCUCUAUAUGCAUGUAUUAGGAUUUAAUUAAGUUUUUUAGCCGAAUAAUUAGGGUUUAUACAUACGAAUUUCAGCUCAAAAGUUUACAGUCGGAGACUAGAUUUCAAAAUUGGUCUCAAUUUGUGAUGAAUAUAUAUAUAUAUGUAUUCAUGAUUGCUGGAUAUAUUGAACUUUGAAAACUUCUAAUCUUA
Messenger RNA from Hevea brasiliensis (rubber tree), 708 nucleotides. RefSeq lists its product as uncharacterized. The transcript has a single exon. Lineage: Eukaryota; Viridiplantae; Streptophyta; Magnoliopsida; Malpighiales; Euphorbiaceae. The coding region runs from base 124 to 507 and encodes 127 amino acids. The record is from RefSeq and is a predicted model, not a curated record.